Molecule: messenger RNA, 6446 nt
Organism: Cyprinus carpio (common carp)
Lineage: Eukaryota; Metazoa; Chordata; Actinopteri; Cypriniformes; Cyprinidae
Product: transmembrane protein 74-like
Source: RefSeq, a predicted model, not a curated record
UCUUAUAGGAAGGUUAGCGAGAAACGUUAUCACAACCUACUUGAUAUUCAUAAAUAGGUCUUUGCCAUAGUAGAAUUAGUAAUUUGGCUAUCAGCAGCUCAGUUCAUCUUUAAAACGGAGCGUGGGAGGGAGAACGGCGGAGAGCAGCAGCCGGGAGGCCAAAAUGUUCAUCAAACGAGGAGUAUAGUGUGGAUGGCUUGAUGCAGCAAGAAACCAAAGUGAUCCGUGGGAGUGGAUCUGAUGGCCUCGGUGGAGUUGCUCUACAUAGAUAAUACAGGGGGAAGACCUGAUCCUCCCAGAGUACUGGAUUGGUCUUCAAGCCCACUUCAUGUUCACAGGCUAAGCAGUUCAGUGGAAGAAGCUUCUCCCACUCUGAAGAGGCCUGCCUGUGAGGGACAGUGUAAUUCAGCACCAAGGACGGCUCCCGUCACAGGACAGCAUGGCCAGCACCGGCAUCAGCCCCUAGAGAAGGUCAGGGUGUGUUGUGAUGAGGAGCUGGAGACCUCGUUUGCUUACAUAGAUGAAAACGUCAAUCUCAGGUUGGCCACCCCAGACACAAGUGAGAAAAGCGCUCACCGUGCGAUUUCGCUCCAUGACUCCACAAGCGAAAUCUGUCCUGAGGGCCUCCAGGAGUUGUCGCUGAUGUCUGACGUUGACCUCAGCUCAGAGAGUUCGGGGAAAUCUGUGGAUUACGGAUUCAUCAGUGCAGUCACGUUCCUCAUCACCGGGAUCUCGCUGGUGAUCAUAUCGUACACGGUCCCUCGUGACGUCAGAGUGAACCGCGACAACGUCUCUGCGCGUGAAAUGGAAAGACUCGAGAACGAGAGUGCCAGGAUAGGUGCGCACCUUGACAGGUGUGUUAUUGCCGGCCUUUGCUUUCUCACCUUAGGCGGAGUGGUGCUAUCCACUUUGCUAAUGAUUUCAAUGUGGAAGGGUGAGAUGUACAGGAGGAAAGCCUUUGCUUAUUCAAAGAACUCUGCAAAGCUCUACGGUUCGAUUAAUUUAAGAACAAGAUCGAGUCCCAGCCGCUCGUCGCCACCACGUAGUUUGGUCGAGGAGGAGAAUGGCAAUGCCAUUAGUUGACUGUUUUCUCCAUUUAUUUCUAUUGGACUGCCAACAUAACAUCAACCUUUCCAGCAUGGCCAAAAGAGCUUGUUUUUCAACCUUGUAUCAGUGAUAAUUGCUUACUGAUGCAGAAAAAACAUAAUAUCAGAUAACAGAUUUCUCAGGCUUCAGAAAUACACAGCAUGAUAUCAUUUAUUAAUCAUAAAGCAAGAUGCUUUUUGAACAAGCACGUUAGAAACGUAAGGUUGUGUGUCAGGAAGUUAAAGGAAGUUGCUCACAGUAUUCAAACCCUUACUUUCCAAGCUGAAAAUGAAAGAUCUGAAAGAAAUUAGUCCUGUUGUACAGAAACCUGCUGCUAAUACUGACAACCCUACUGCCUCUUUCUUACUCUUUCAGAAUACUGAAAUCAAAUGUUUCCACUUCAUCCAUUUCAUCAUGGCAUGUAGAGUGAUUGAGGGCUACAGUUUCUGGUUUAGAUCACUUCAGAUCCUCAGAAAGCAUUGAGAAAGCACUGAGAAAAUGCCAGUGUAUAAUUGGGAUGUUUAUGCCAUUAUUUUCUCAUAUUGUUAGUUCAUGUUUGGAAUGGGCCAUGCAGAAAACUAACACUAACCCCCCCAACCAAGCGCUAAAAUAUUUUAUAAAUAUUUAAUGGAGGAAACUGCCACACAAUGAUUUGCUAUCUUUUGGAAAUUUAAAUCCAUCUCUCUGAGAGAGCAAAGCGUAACUAUUGUAUCUUCACUUACACUGUAUACUCACAGUUGAACCUAUAGGCUCUGAGUAUGUAACAAGAUAUUGACACAAAUGAAAAAAAAAAAAGUCUGUGCCCACAGGAUUUAUCAUAAGACUUACAAUAUCAAAUACAUAUCGUUGUCAGGGCAUACUCUGAUGAUUAAUGACAGUUCAUAAAACUCAUAACUUACAACUCACUUUCUGAUAUGAAAAUAAAAUUAUAUUCUUGAUGUUGUGUCAUCGCUUGUGAUGAAUCAUUAGCAUGUAUUUGACUGCAAUAAGUGUGACAAUUCAAAACCUGUUUUUGACAUUUAUGACCAUGAAUCCGCUGUGUUCACUCCUAAAUGGUCUGUGCAUAUUUUUGAGAUUCCAUCACAAAGAGAGAGAGGAAAAAAGAAAAGAAAAAGAAACUUAAAAGAGGUCCAUCUCUAAAACAGUGGCUGGUCAUAUGUAGUUGCACUGAGACUUUUCCUAAAGAUAUUUUAGCUUUAAAGUCAACUUAAUUUUCUGGUGUUUUUACUGUACAUUAGUUAUCAAGCACUAAAGCAGCAUAGAUGCUUCAAAUUAAUCAAUAACAUAAAAAGUAUUGUGCACAUUUCAGACUGACUGUGAAUUAAUGGAUGUUAUAAUUUUACAGGAAAAUUACUAUUUGUUCAUAACAUAUUUCUCACAAUGAGUAAGAUCAAAAUUUAAGGAUAAGAGAUGAGUCACUGGUAAUUGCCCACAUUAUCUAGGACUGUCCUACCGGACAUCUCAAAGGGAAAUUAGAAAUGUUAAUAUAAUGACUAUUAAUGAGCUGAUUUGAAGGCAGCAUGUAAAUGGAACAGUUAGUAAGAUUAUGAGCCAGAGCGCAUAUUUUUACUCAUCACAGAAUAGACGCUAACAAGUCGCGUUUGCGAGUUGAAAAUAACCAUAAUAUCAACAGUAUCGCAGGCUUUCUAGUCUAGUUUGCCGCAUGGUAUUUAUAUAAAGCAUGGCUGUCAUUAUUGUUUCACAAACAAAUGUUAAAGUUACCAUUUACACAUUUUUGAGACUGACUGUAUGAUAAUCAAAGCGCAAAUUUACAGCUUUCAAAACAGUCGCUAACAGAAGUCACGUUCGCCUAUAAGGUAACAGUUAGCGCGCUUUCUAUUAGAAUUUGGAGCGCGCGGUAAAUAUAUAACGCACAACUAUUAUUAUUUUUCACGAACAAAUGUACAAUUUACCAUUUGCACAUUUUGACACAUUUUUAUUUGUUGACAGUUCUCUUUAGAAACAAAGUAAUUCGCUAACUUAACCACUCUCUGCACCCUAAGUAGGCCUAUACAGUACCUAUACAGUAUCUCAAUCUUUGAAUUUUUGAUGUACAGUUUGUCAAUGGUAAGAAUGCUAAAAAUAGCAAUGCUGUUCAUUUCAAACCACAAUGUCAUGUAAGGGGACACCUAGUAUGUGACAGCCAUGACAGCUUGCCUGCAUCAGCCAUAUUUUCUCAGAAAUCUGUUCUCCUCCUUUCUCCAAGAUCAUACAUCAUUAAAGAGAAUGAGGGGUUUUCUGGAAAAAGUGCUUAGUACUGCAGAUUUUACAGACAAAUUGAAUCAACUUAAUCACUUGCAGUGUUUCCAAUAAAGACCUUUUUUGUGUCGUUGUUUGUUGUACACUUCAGCUUCUAAAGAUGGAACACAUUAACCUCGCUGGAAGCUUUUAGUCAUUUAGUCCCAUCGCCUCAAUUCGCUAGCGCAGGGAUGCCACUUGUUCCGAAAUGCUCCUGUAUUGGAUGGAAAGUUGAAGUGUGUGUACUUGUACCCUUGGAAACCUUGUGGAAAAUUUCCAGUGGUAUUGAUUUCUGAGAAGAUCACUUUACUGAGACAACCUCAGGGAUCUGACCCCAAAGCUUGGCUGUAGUUCCUCUGCAUUAUUUUUAGGAGCAGCACAAUGUAGGUAUUUGUAUGGCUUACCAAGGUUUAUUAACAUUAGACUUGCUAUCUCUUUGUAAUGUAAAUUCAAUCCUAUAAACUCUUUAGCUGAAAUGGAACUAUGUUCCCCUGCACUCUACGUUAGCACCUACAGUAGAUUAGUUUCUCGCAUCAGCUCUAUUAGCCUGAAGCAUUUGUCAUUAAGAGGUGGAAUAAGGAUCCUUAAAGCCCAAAGGAAAUCUCUGAGGGGCCUCUUUGGCUCAGAGAGGUUUCUACCUGUCUGGAUAAACAAUGUAGAUUCAAUUGCAAAAUGGAAAAGUCAUAUUUGAAGGCUCCAUGCACACUUCUUUGCAAAUGCUACUUUGCUUGCAAGUACUGUCCAAGUAAAAGUGAGUCAGCAAAGACAAUCAUGUUGUCCCACUUGCAUUAAAAGUCUCCAAACAGUAUCAUUGGGAGUCUAUUUCAUAUAUGUUACAUAAGAUAGCAACCAAUGACAUUUUAGAAUGCUGACUUGAAUAAUUAGUAUUUUGCUCUCUCCUUUUUUAAGUUUUAGUCAAGUCAAGUCAAGUUAAGUCUGCUUUAUUGCCAAUUCUUUCACAUGUACAGUACAUGCACACAGAUAAUUGAAAUUGCAUUACUCUCACCUUUGGUGCAUACAGAUAACACUAACAGAAGAACAUUAAAUACAGAUAAUAAAAUAUAAAGUAACACAUUAAAGUUUAGCUUAGGGAGCUGCAUUCCUAUUCUUAAAGAUUUAACUUUCUACACAAUUAAGAGCCUUUAGACACUAAAAAAACUGAAGAAGAUAAUCAAAGUUUUGGAAUUUAAUAAAAGUUAUAGACAGGUGUGCUUUAGUUGCAUCAUUUCUCAUCUAAACUUUAAUUGUCCAAGCUUACCCAGAAAACUGCAGCAUGCUUGCUUUUCAAGAUGGAUUCUUAUACGUAUUAAAAAAGAAUGCCAGUCGGCUGCAGAGGCUAGUGUCUCCGGAGCGGCUCGUUGUGGUCUGUCCUGGCAAAGGGCUGUGAAGAAAUUAAUGGUCUGUUUAGAUCAGACAAAACUGGGUGAAAAUAAUGCCCUGCCAUGUCAACACUGAAGAGAACUCGUAGAGCAUCCGGAAAUGAUUGCCUUUGUCACAUUUCAUUUGCACUGAGUGUUUGGUAUCUGCUGUGGAGUAAAUAAGAAGAAACAAAAGCAAACAGAUGGCAAACAUUGUUAAAAUGCUGUUAUUUUUUUCUGUGUUUUCUUACCUGGAAUGUGAAUAAAUCUUUUCUUUUUUCUAUAUGUUAUAUGGAUAAGAUUUUCUUCAGAAGACCUUCAAAGAUCAAAAUAACCUGAAAUUGGUUUCUCUAGUCAGACUUUUUACAAUAUAAUUAACAAACAUAAGCAGCACAUCCUAAACAUAGGAUAAUCAACACUUGCAAUAGAAUGCUCUUAAAUAUAUCUCAGUGUCAGGUCUAUUUUAAAUAAAGUUUAUUAUUUCAUAAUUAAAGUUUUAACUUAACCUCCUUAAAAACGGCAUGAAACCAGGACGUAUUUUAAUAUAGUCAAAUAAAAUUCGCCUAAUAGUUUCAAUGUAGUUCUUAUAUACGACCAGCAGGUGGCACCUUUAGAUCUGCAUAAGCAGAGUGCUGGAUCUAUACCUUACCUUAGAUUCACAGCUUAAUUGAUUUCAUAAAUUUCAUGGUGGUAUGAUGUCCUCUCUGUUAUCAGUUUACAGACAUUUUAUUUCGCUUCCAUGUGGAGAACUCUGCGAUAGCAGAUUUUAGAUUAGUACAUUUUAUCGAAAGAAUUCAGUUUCGCAAGGAAGUUUUUGCAUGCAAAUAUUGGGGCCUAUUAAUCAUAUCAGACAUAGCCAACACAAACAAACAGCUUUAAAUGCUUCCCGCUUAUAAAUCUGUAAAAUGCCCUCAUUACACGUAGCCCAUGUAACUGCACAACAACCCUUUCCUCUCGCUGAUCUUGUUAUAAAACACAAACACAUGCAUGCAGGGGAGGUGACCUGACCUCAAAUCUCCAUGCUCAGGCUUUAUUUAGGAUCGCUUGUGUUGCAUCAAGUGUUUCUCUCCACCACAAGAACCCUCAACGGAGCUAAAAACAAAGAGUUGAAUUAUUUAUUCCCAUCAUAGCUGUUAAAGGGUAACAGACCAGCAGGCAUGUGGAACGAGGGUUUCCUCUCACAUAUCAAAAGGAUCAAGACGUCUUUUGUUUGCAUGUCAGGCUUGCACACCUUGUCAAGGAUUACUGCUUCGUCAUGUUUUGUUUAGCGCUGAUGUGGACAAGGUAUAUGAUGCCCUGAUGUGAUCUCGCUCAGGCCCUGCCUCUUCGCUCCUCCCCCUCGGUUAUCUGUGGAGUGGAGAGGACUGUUUGCGGGAAUCACUGGCGAACGUUCGUAUUUGGGCCUUUCUCGAGUUUCUCAGCUGCACCGAGACCUAAUGCUGUGCGCUGUCAUCACUCUUAACCUUGGAGCCAGACUCUUUCUGGCCCUGUCAGUGGCUACUGUAAACACAGCAGGAGAACAACUGACAAAUUGUGUAUUUUGUAGUGAAUGACUUCAAAAUAUAGACAGACACACCAGUCUAUCUACUGAGUCAGUUGUCAUUUGUUUUGUCUAUAUCUUCUGAGUUGAGUUGAGUUAACACAUCGAAAGUGAAUUGAAUACACCUGUACCAUGAUGAACAUGCUUUUGGAUGGUGAAAUAAGUAAUUUUAAGUCAUGUAAUAAGUUAUGAUAUUUUCUGUGGAUGUUAAUCUUACAAAUAUA